AAUGCGGUAGUAAUGUUUUGAAUGAUGAUGGUUAUAUGAAAUCGCAGUAGAUGUACAAAUUGUUAGAAAUCAUAAACCUACGAGCAGUGAGGACCGUUCUUCGUCUAUAACAUCAGAACAAUUGAAAUAAUAUUACAAUGGCACAUAAGCUAAAAACAUAUAUCUGUUCUCGUAUUCUGGAAGUGGUGAAUUGGAAAACCAGUCAAAACACCUUUAUGCCUUCCCUUCUUUCUCACCACAUCACACUUGGAAAAGGCCAAAAAGGCACAAACAUUGAAUUUUGCUUACCAGUAACUUCAUUACAGAAAGUGUUGAGCAGAGAUAAGGAAAUUAAUAUGUGUGAGGUGAGGAGAAUUGUCACAGAUGACAUCAUAUGUGAAGUACAUGAGGAAACAAUAAAAAAGGAUGUCAGUAUUGUUUUUGAAAUAAACAGAAAUGUGUUUAUUAAGGAAGUAUUGCAGGACAUAGUCAGUGAUCCUAUAAAGUGGAGGAAAACACUUGCUCGAAGUUUACUUCCACAUUCAGAAGAAAAGAAAGUUAUUGUGGAAUACAGCUCACCAAACAUAGCCAAACCAUUCCAUAUGGGUCACCUACGCUCAACAAUAAUAGGAAACUUUACUGCAAAUAUACUUGAGUUUCUGUCACAUAAAGUUGUUAGAAUCAAUUAUCUUGGAGACUGGGGGACACAGUUUGGGCUGCUGCAAGUGGGACUAGAUAUGUGUGACUAUUCAGAGACCAUGAUCAAACAAAAUCCUCUGCAGCUGCUGUACCAGGCUUACGUUGAAGCUAAUAAGAGAGCAGAAAUUGAUCCAAGUGUCUCUGCUAGAGCUCGAGAAGCUUUUUGUAGCUUAGAAAGAGGCAACACAGAUAAUAUGAAAAAAUGGCAGUUGUUUCGUAGUUACACUGAACAAGAACUGCAGCAUGUUUAUCAGCGAUUGGGAAUACGCUUCGAUGAAUACCGCUGGGAAUCUCAAUACAGUGGUAAACAAAUCAGCAGUAUUUUACAUUUGUUAGAAACUAGAGGUCUUCUGAAAAAUGAAAGUGACGGCAAGAAAGUGGUGGAAAUUAACGAACAGUGGCGUGUGCCAGUCAUAAAGAGCGAUGGUUCAACACUGUACCUGACACGAGAUAUUGCUGCUGCCUUGGAUCGCUAUGACCAACAUAACUUUACUGAAAUGUUAUAUGUUGUGGACAUUUCUCAGACUGACCAUUUUGCAGCACUCUUUGGGGUUCUGUCUAGUAUGCAGCUACCUUGGGCUUCUUCACUAAAACAUAUCAAGUUCGGGAGGAUCCGAGGAAUGAGUACUCGAAAAGGGUCUGUGGUUUUUCUUUCAGACAUCUUGGAUGAAAUCAGAGACAUCAUGGCAACAAAGCAACAAGAAUCACAUACUACAAAAGUACUUCUUGGUGAAAAUAAUGAGAGAACAGCUGAUAUCCUGGGUACUUCUGCAGUAAUUAUCAAUGACUUGAAGCAAAGACGCAAAAGAGACUAUGAAUUUGACUGGAACAGAGCUCUUCAGGUACAAGGUGAUACUGGAGUGAAAUUGCAGUACACACACUGUAGACUUUGUAGCCUAGAGAAAAAUUCUGGUGCAACUCUUCCUCUAGAGUGUGAUUCUAGUGUUCUUCAAGAACGUGAAGCUGUCCUCCUAGUAAAGAACAUAGCAAGAUUUAAUGAAGUGAUCAUGAAAACAUAUGAAGACCUUGAAGCUUGCAUUCUUGUGAAUUACCUUUUACAGUUCUGUAACUUGAUCAACAGUGCUUUUGAAGUCCUUCAAAUCAAGAAUGAAGAUGUGCAUAUAGGAUCACAAAGACUAUUACUGUUUCAUUCAAGCAGAAUUGUGUUAAAUCAGGGCAUGAAAAUACUUGGACUUCAGCCAUUACAACAAAUGUGAUUAGUGCAGUGCUGAUAAUAUACUGCCAUAAGUGACCAUUGGUUGAAUGUACGAUGUAUUAUAAUCUCACUAUUAUUGACUGUAAUGCAUAGUCAUCCAUAGAGAUUUCCAUGUGGGUGGUUCAUUUUACAAUAAAGCCUUCUGUUUCUUUAUUAAUACCUCCCAUCAA
Messenger RNA from Cryptotermes secundus, 2064 nucleotides. It is a transcript of the gene ArgRS-m, whose product is annotated as probable arginine--tRNA ligase, mitochondrial. The record is from RefSeq and is a predicted model, not a curated record. The coding region runs from base 138 to 1895 and encodes 585 amino acids. NCBI's taxonomy places the organism in Eukaryota, Metazoa, Arthropoda, Insecta, Blattodea, Kalotermitidae. Gene Ontology annotation, molecular function: arginine-tRNA ligase activity; ATP binding. Gene Ontology annotation, biological process: arginyl-tRNA aminoacylation; mitochondrial translation. The transcript is spliced from 7 exons. Gene Ontology annotation, cellular component: mitochondrion.